CUCACUUCCCUGUACUGACUAUAUCCUCUUCUAACUCACAUAUAUAAGACUGCUGCAGCUUCUUUCAUAAAGCGACACUCUCUAACAACAUCCUACUCGUUUCAAGACUGAUUAAGGCGUUCAUUGGUCAGUGGAAAUCGGGGUGAAAACAUGUCCAGCACAGGAUUUUCAGCAUAUAUGUGGUUGUUUUUUACAUGCUGCUUUUGUUGCAGUAAAGCCAUGCCGAUUAAACCCACCCAGGAGGCUGUGAACGACAGACCAGUGAUCGGCAUUUUGACUCAGAUCGUUACAGAUGAUGUCUUGCAACCAUUCGGGAGGACGUUUAUACCUGCUUCUUAUGUGAAAUUCACUGAGUCUGGGGGCAGCAGAGUGAUGCCUAUCAGAUUGACUCUUACCACCGCUGAGUAUGAAGAAAUCUUCCAAAAGAUAAAUGGUUUGCUCUUUAUUGGAGGAGCAGCAGAUUUGGAGACGUCAGACUUUGCCAAGGUGGCCAAGAUCUUUUACAGACUUGCUUUGAAGGCCAAUGAUGAGGGCGACUUCUUCCCUAUCUGGGGUACAUGCAUGGGCAUGCAACUGCUGACUGUCCUGGUGGCCGGCGAAAAUCUGCUGACAAAGACCCCAGCUGAGAACAUAGCGCUGCCCCUCAACCUCACCACAGAGGCCGGCUCUAGUAGGAUGUUUGAGGGUUUCCCCAACGAGCUCAUGAGGGCUUUGACCCAAGAACCUCUGACUGGCAAUUUUCACCGCUUCGGAGUCACAGUGAAGACCUUCCAGGAAAAUGAGAAGCUGCAGAGUUUCUUCUCCAUACUGUCGACAAACAUUGCAGAGAAUGGAGUCCAAUUUGUCUCAACUAUAGAAGGUAAAAGGUAUCCUUUCUAUGGAGUCCAGUGGCACCCAGAGGUGAAUCGUUUUCAGUGGAGCAGAAACCGAAACAUUCCUCACUCUGCUCAUGCUGUUCAGUUGUCCUCUCUGCUGGCUGGCUUUUUUGUCAAUGAAGGAAGGAGAAGUUUACAUCAGUUUGACAAUCCUGAGGAAGAGGAUGCGUCACUGAUCUACAUGGACACGCCUGUCUACAUUGGGAACAUCACAGGAUAUGAGCAGGCCUAUUUCUUCUGAGCGACUCCGUCUUUGUCUCGCUCUGUGCAUGUACAACACUUUAUAUAUUAUGGUAGGUUUUAUCAUAGCUGGGCCUCGAAACAAGUACUUGUAUAUAGUUUUACUGCCAGUUAAGUGUUUUUUGGGCAUUAGUUAACUCAGAUUUUUGUCAUUUUGGAGACUUCAGAUGUAUGUAGGACUCACAUUCUCUGUAUUAUUUCUAGAUAUUUAGGAGUUUUAGUGACCUCAAGGACAUUUACAGUCUGCUAUUAAAGACCAACAUUUGGUGGAUAUGACUAAUUAUUAAAGGUUAUCAGUAUAAUUAAAUUUGACAAUAUAUUUACCAAUAAAGAGGUUAAGGUUUUUCUGACCAAA
Molecule: messenger RNA, 1470 nt
Organism: Plectropomus leopardus (leopard coralgrouper)
Lineage: Eukaryota; Metazoa; Chordata; Actinopteri; Perciformes; Serranidae
Gene: gghl
Product: gamma-glutamyl hydrolase like
Biological process (GO): tetrahydrofolylpolyglutamate metabolic process
Cellular component (GO): vacuole
Molecular function (GO): gamma-glutamyl-peptidase activity
Source: RefSeq, a predicted model, not a curated record